Arachis ipaensis is the source of this 2236-nucleotide messenger RNA. RefSeq names its product gibberellin 2-beta-dioxygenase 8-like. The record is from RefSeq and is a predicted model, not a curated record. NCBI's taxonomy places the organism in Eukaryota, Viridiplantae, Streptophyta, Magnoliopsida, Fabales, Fabaceae.
AAUAUAAUAUAAUAAGACUACAGCUUGAAUACUGUUUGCUGAACCAGUAUUACUGUAGCAUCGAUCUGGUAAUGUCUUAAAAGUAAAUUCUUCAACUUGCACUUAUAAUAUGACUCUUAAACUCACUCAAAAGUCAACAGAUCAAGUCACUAGGUUUGAAUAUUUGACCAUUAAUUCUAACUAGAAAAAUGUGACCAUGUGAUUGUGUCAACUCAUGGUCUGGAAUUUUAAUUAUACAUAUAGUUUUAUAUAAAUUCUGUUAGCCACAUAAACAUACAUGUGGAAUAUGAGUAGCAAUAGCUGCUGGUAAUUGAUCAUUAUUAUGUGUGCAGUGUGCACAUACAUUCAUGUGAUGAUGACUUUAUUCCUAGUGUAAAAUGAAGAAUAUAGCUUAGCUAGUUUAUUAUGUUCUUCAAUUUGACUAAUUAAGCUUUCUGCUAUAUUUUAAUAUAUGCAUGUCAGUAUAACAAAAGUAGUGGCGGUGUAAAUAAAUACAGUGGUUCCCUGCUGUGUUAUAUGGAGUACUUGCAUAAAUGUUUUCAAGAUGAGCGGAUAAGAUGGCUAGUAUCUAGGCACACUAGACAGAAAAAUCCGAAUCCAUCCAGCCACUAUUUAUUUGACCCUAUAUAGAAAUUAAAUGCAGCUUUGUUAUUAUUGUUACCGUGCCUUGUGGAAAUUCUUUUCCUUGUAAACUUUUACCUAGGUGGAGACGCAACUCUAUCUAUAUUUAUUCCUAGAUAUAUACGUAUUUUGCACCAUAGAUAUUACAUAUUGCUAGCCAGCACACAAACAUAAACGUCCGUAAUUAUUUGUAUCUUUCUAGUUACGUUGUGGAAUUGAAAUUCAUACCCAAAAAAAAAAGCCAGCAAAUAAACACGGUUCGGAGACCACCAAGUUACCGAGGGCCCUAAUCAUCCACUGUAGUCUUCAACCCAAGAUUUAAACAACUAUAUGCAAACUAUAUAUGGCAUCCAUUUGGGACCCACCGUUCAUGGAGGCAUACAAGAACUUGUUGGAGAAGAAAGAAGAUAUGAGGAAUAAUAAUGAGGUGGUGGUGGUUGAGGAAUGCGAGCUUCCGGUGAUAGAUCUGAGCCUCUUAGAAGCGAGUGAGGAGGUGGCGAGGGAAGAGUGCAAGUCACAGAUAGCUAGGGCUUCUGAGGAGUGGGGCUUCUUCCAGGUUGUGAAGCACGGCAUCUCCGGCGACAUACUGAAAAGGCUGAGGUGGCAGCAGGAGAAGGCCUUCAAGGAACCCUUCGAUGUGAAGGCCAAAGAGGACAACUUCUCCGCCGGUGCCUACCGCUGGGGAUCCCCUACUGCCACUUGCAUCAAACAGUUAUCUUGGUCUGAGGCUUUUCAUAUUCCCUUAACCGAUAUCAUUGGCUCCAAUAAUAUUCCAUCCAACACUCUCAGGUCGACAAUGGAACAGUUUGCAAGCAGAGUGUCGAGGCUAGCAGACAGAAUAGCAGAAAUACUGGCGGAGAAAAUGGGUGACAAGUCAAGCUUCAUGAAGGAGAAUUGCUUGCCAGACACUUGUUAUCUGAGACUGAACCGAUAUCCAGCGUGCCCAGUGAGGUGUGGUCACGAGAUUAAUGGACUGAUAACGCACACUGACAGUGACUUCCUGACCAUACUAUACCAAGAUCAUGAGGUGGGAGGGUUGCAGUUGGUGAAAGAUGGAAAGUGGAUAGCAGUGAAACCCAACCCUGAAGCUCUUAUUGUCAACAUCGGAGACUUAUUCCAGGCAUACAGCAAUGGGCUAUACAAGAGCGUGCAGCAUCGGGUUGUGGCGAAUCCCACAUCGGAGAGAUUCUCCACUGCGUAUUUCUUUUGCCCUUCCAAUGAUACUGUUAUAGACAGCUGCAGGAAGCCCUCUCUUUACCGCAAAUUCAACUUUCGUGAGUACAGACAACAAGUUCGAGAUGAUGUUCGCACCCUUGGCUCCAAAAUAGGCUUGCCAAGGUUUCUUGUCACUCAUCAUUAUCAUCAACCAUAAUUAAUACAUUUAUUCAUUUAUUAUAUAUUUCUGUGCCUGUGCCUGGAUUGGAAGAAUGAAGGACUUAUAUCGAUUUAUUGAACGAGCUAAGUUUUAUCUAGCUGUGGUCUAUAGAAAUAUAUGUUAUGUCAGUAGUUGAUUCAUAUACUUAGACAUAGCUGCUGGUUUCAUCCUGCAUGUUUUAUGCUGUCUCAUUUUGUCUGCUGUUAUGCCAUAAUACAAGCUGCAAGGCCUAGUUUCUAC